Rhododendron vialii is the source of this 1284-nucleotide messenger RNA. Its product is annotated as protein MAINTENANCE OF MERISTEMS-like. The transcript has 5 exons. NCBI's taxonomy places the organism in Eukaryota, Viridiplantae, Streptophyta, Magnoliopsida, Ericales, Ericaceae. The record is from RefSeq and is a predicted model, not a curated record. Bases 1 to 1284 code for a protein of 427 amino acids. Gene Ontology annotation, biological process: meristem development; meristem maintenance.
AUGGCUUACGUCCCCGGCUAUGCUGACUACCCUGAGGAGAUGCUACUUCAGGACCAAGCUUCACACAUUUCCUCUGGAUGGGUCACGCGCACGACGGACGUGUACAGCCACGGGGGCUUAGCCAGCUCACUGGCGCACUUCAGGGCCUUGCCUGAGGGGGUGCGAGCACUAGUGGAGGCAGCAGGGUUCGGACCCUUUGUACAGCUGCUGACGGUGGUGAGGGUGGACCGGGCUGUGCUUACAGCGCUAGCGGAGAGGUGGUGGGAUACCACCAAUACCUUCCACUUUCGGUUCGGGGAGAUGAUAGUGACGCCACUCGACUUCGCGGCGAUCACAGGGCUCAGGGUUGGAGGAGACCCGAUCCCUUACGACUCGAGUCUGGUGCUGGACGAUGCGGCUCUGAGGUGGUUCCUUGGGCGAGUGCCACGCCAUAGCGAGGGGAUGGCAGCUUACGGGCAGUUCGUGGAAUACUGGGACCACGAGCCUGCGACCGACGAGGAGGUGGCCCAGAUGCCCCGGGCAUACUUGCUAUACUUGUUCGGGGCUUCUCUGUUCCCGAAUAGGCGUGGUCGGGCGGGACGCUUCGACUGGGGAGGUGCUGCUCUGUGCACGCUCUACAGUCUCCUUGGAGCUGCUUCUCGCGGGGUUGGAGACACAGUUGGAGGGUACUGGCGGGUGUUUGAGCUUUGGGCUUACGAAGUUCUCGGGAUGUUCCCACCCGAGAAUACUUGUACGGACCCGAACUUACUUCCCCGCGGCUUAGCCUGGGGUAAGGCGUACCGGAGAGCGAAGGAGCGACGAGGGGAGGUGAUGACUUUCCGGUGCUGGCUGGAUAACUUGACAGGGGUUGUGGUUCGCUGGGACAGGUGGGCGGGGAUGGAGGCUGACUUCCUUCCGAGGAGUCGGGAGGUGACACGGAGCAGGGUCCUACUGGAGUGCCCUCUAGGCUGGCAGUGGUACCUGGGGGAUCGAGUGACUCGACAAUCACUUGGUCAUCCAGCGUUCGUGGUUCCUGGGCUGCUUCCCCCACGCGUGCAGAGGACUGAGUCCUACAUUCGUGCUGAGCUUGAGCUGUUCACCGUGCCGGACACGGAUCUGGAGAGGCACCUUCGACGCUCUUUGGACUACGUAGCUUAUGCAGAUCGGUACUUGGCGAGGAGCCUAGGGGUGGAGGAGGAGUUCGAGAGACAGGUAGCUGCAAUGGGAGUUUGGAGGGACGAGAGUGGAGCGCGGAGCGCGGAGCCGCGGUGGUCGCUUUGCACGGGGUCGGGGACGAGGUGCUAG